Messenger RNA from Gopherus evgoodei (Goodes thornscrub tortoise), 4879 nucleotides. RefSeq names its product phosphodiesterase 4C (gene PDE4C). Lineage: Eukaryota; Metazoa; Chordata; Testudines; Testudinidae. Gene Ontology annotation, biological process: signal transduction. Gene Ontology annotation, molecular function: 3',5'-cyclic-AMP phosphodiesterase activity. The record is from RefSeq and is a predicted model, not a curated record. The coding region runs from base 605 to 2896 and encodes 763 amino acids. The transcript has 15 exons. Gene Ontology annotation, cellular component: cytosol; perinuclear region of cytoplasm; nucleus.
GCUUCUCCCUGCCAUGGAAGCCCCAGCAAGCCCCGGCUCGUCCAUGCAGCGAGCGAGCGUCCCUGUGCCAGACCGGCCUGGCCCAGCCCGAGCAACGAGGGGGGCUUGCUUCGUAUUUCAGUAUCUGCUGAGCCAGACAGUUGUUUAAUUUCCCAGGCAGGGACGGGAGGGGAAUGGAAAGUUUCCCUGGGAGUGAGAGCGCUGUGUUUGCAAUGCGCUUCCUGCUUUGUACCAAACGGACAGUUUGUCUUCUCUGAAUGAGACCCGGGGAGCUGGCGCUGCGAGACCCUCAGGAAAUGGAGCCCGCGUAGCAACGUCCCGCCGGCCCCCCAGUCACGCUCGUUCACCUUCAGCCAGAGCACAGCUCGGAGCCGGAGCGAGAGAGGGGCAGCAGCCUCCAUGGAGCUUCUGCGCACAAUCAAACAGAUGGCCUGAAAGUGACUGCAGCAGCCCCUGCACCCCCUCUCUGCCAGCCUGGACCCCGCUGUGGGCAGGGGAGCCCUCAGAGUGAUUUUCCUGGGGGAGAUUUUUGAACGGGGGGGGAAGGCCUGGCUGAGCCUCUUGUGCAUGUGGCCCCCCACACACACUAAUUUGUGGCUCUGAAAUGCUGAACCCGAAGCAUGGCUCCCCGGGGGCCUCCCCCAGUGCCUCCCCCUGCAGCUCCCCCCGCAACUCGCCCAUCCUCUUCAGGAAGCUCAUGAUGAACCAGAGCAUCCGCAUGCAGCGGCGUUUUACCGUGGCUCACCCCCUCUGCUUUGACAUUGAAAAUGGUCUUUCAUCGGGGAGGAGCCCGCUGGACCUCCAAGCCAGCCCUGGCUCUGGGCUGGUCCUGCAGGGGAACGUGUCUCACAGCCAGCGGCGGGAGUCCUUCCUCUACCGCUCCGACAGCGACUAUGAUCUGUCUCCCAAAGCCAUGUCCCGGAACUCCUCCAUCGCCAGCGACCUGCAUGGAGAAGACAUGAUCGUCACACCCUUCGCGCAGGUCCUGGCCAGCCUGCGCACCGUCCGGAGCAACUUUGCCAUGCUGAUGCACCUGCAGGACCGCGUGGCUAGCAAGAGAACGUCUAGCAGCAACCCGCCAUCUGUGUGCAAGGCCAGCUUGUCGGAGGAUGCCUGUCAGAAGCUGGCAAUCGAGACCCUGGAAGAGCUGGACUGGUGCUUGGACCAGCUGGAGACCCUGCAGACCAGACAUUCUGUCAGUGAGAUGGCCUCCAACAAGUUUAAAAGGAUGCUGAACAGGGAACUGACGCACCUAUCCGAAACCAGCCGCUCUGGCAACCAGGUGUCUGAGUACAUCUCCAGCACCUUCCUGGACAAGCAGCAUGAGGUGGAAAUUCCCUCCCCCAUGCCCAAGGAGAAGGAGGCGGAGAAGACGACGCGCCCCAUGGCCCAGAUCAGCGGCCUGAAGAAACUGACGCAUAGCUCCAGCUUCAUCAGCUCCAGCAUCCCUCGCUUCGGGGUCAAGACGGACCAGGAAGGGCUCCUGGCCAAGGAACUCGAAGAUACAAACAAAUGGGGUCUUGACAUGUUUAAAAUCACAGAGUAUUCUGGCAACCACCCACUCACAGUCAUCAUGUACAGCAUCUUCCAGCAGGAGCGGGACCUGAUGAAGACCUUCUGCAUCCCAGCCGACACCUUCAUCACCUACAUGAUGACCCUGGAGGACCAUUACCACGCUGACGUGGCCUAUCACAACAACAUCCAUGCCGCGGAUGUGGUCCAGUCCACACAUGUGCUGCUGUCCACGCCGGCUCUGGAGGCUGUGUUCACGGACCUGGAGGUCAUGGCUGCCAUCUUCGCCAGCGCCAUCCAUGAUGUUGACCACCCAGGCGUGUCAAACCAGUUCCUGAUCAACACCAACUCAGAGCUGGCUCUGAUGUACAACGACGUCUCUGUCCUGGAGAAUCACCACUUGGCCGUGGGCUUCAAGCUCCUCCAGGAGGAAAACUGCGACAUCUUCCAGCACCUCAGCAAGAAGCAGCGACAGUCGCUCCGCAAGAUGGCCAUCGACAUGGUGCUGGCAACGGACAUGUCCAAACACAUGAACCUGCUGGCUGAUCUGAAGACAAUGGUGGAGACCAAGAAGGUGACCAGUCUGGGAGUCCUGCUGCUGGAUAACUACUCCGACCGAAUCCAGGUGCUGCAGAACAUGGUUCACUGCGCUGACCUCAGUAACCCCACCAAGCCCCUGGAGCUGUACCGCAAGUGGACAGACCGGAUCAUGGUGGAGUUCUUCCACCAGGGGGACCGGGAGCGGGAGAAGGGCAUGGAGAUCAGCCCCAUGUGCGACAAGCUCAGCGCCUCCGUGGAGAAGUCCCAGGUGGGCUUCAUCGACUACAUCGCUCACCCGCUGUGGGAGACAUGGGCCGAUCUGGUGCACCCCGACGCCCAGGAGAUCCUGGACACGCUGGAGGACAACCGGGAGUGGUACCAAAGUAUGAUCCCACACAGCCCCUCGCUGCCCGAGGAGCAGGAUCCCGAGAAGGGCGGUGGGGGAGAGAAGUUCCAGUUCCAGCUGACCCUGGAGGAGGAGGGCGAGUCGGACACUGAGCUGGAGGAGGCCGAGAGCCCGCUGGAGGAGGACAACAGUGGCAGCGACUCCAAGACGCUGGCCACGGAUGACUCGGAGUCGGCAGAGCUCGAGCGCCUGUCCCCUGGCUCAGCUGGCAGGGACUCUCCGCCCCCCGCGCACAGCAGCCCGCUCAGGAACACGCUGGCCAAGCAGAAGGAGGUCUUGCACUUUGACAACAGGAGGGCUCUGGAGAGGACGCUCUCACAGCCCGACGGCGGCACCUCAUUGGGAUGCCCGGAGCUGGGCCGCAGGGGGAGCCUGGAGGCCAGGGAGCUGGGCCUGGACGCAGAGGGGAACCUCACAUUUCUGCCGCUGGGGACGUAAUAGGUGGGGCCCGCUGUGCCCGUUGGUUGGGUCUGGGAGCCACCUGGAGACCAGGCGCCUCAGGGUCAUUAAUAAAGAGAGCGAGAUUGGGGUGUGGAGCACAUGAGCUCUGUAGGCCCCCACCCUCCCAUAGCACCCACUGGGGACAGAUCGGGACCCUCCAGAGGGAGCAGGCAGCUGCUGGCCAGGUGGGCCCGGACCGGAAUUGUCAAGCUGCCAUGUGCCCUCAAGUGAGGACCGGGCAGCUCCGGUGCCUCCCACACGGCCUGGGAAUAGCUCUGUACCUGAGCAGGCCCCCAGCCGCCCUGGGCGGUGUGCGCUGCUGCUGGGCUCGGACAGGGCUGCGGCCGCAGCAUUGUCGUGUGUCUUGCCUACUAUCCUCGGACUCACCCUGUGCCCUCCGUCCCCGCGCCUGCCAGCCAGGGCCCGACCUGGACCCAGAUGGGCAGAAGGGCUGGGAGCUGCGGGGAGGGCAGACGGGCCAUGCAGACCUAUGAGCAUCCCUGCUGCUCACAGCUAAGCACUGUGUCCCCUUUGGGCUGCAGCUCUGGGCUCCCGAGUGGGGAGCAUGUCCCCUGGUACCUCUGGGCUGUGCCCCCCGCCGGGAUGCACACUGACUCUCCUCCCCGGGAAGCCAGGCCUUUGAUCCAUAUGCACACUGGGGCUGUGCUAGCCCGGGGGCCCAGCUAAGCCCCUAGCAGCAUCCCUGCCUGGCUGGCCUGGCUUCCCACCUUGAGCUCCUCAGCAGCCAGUCUGCAGUGUCCUGCCUGCUGGCGGCUCAGCAGCCCCCACCGGCCGGCCCAGCGCUGCAUCCGUGAAGCCUCAGCUCUGCCUCCGAGCGCUGAGGCUGGUGAGAACCUCGCCCGCUGUUCCCUUGUCGCAGCAGAGUCCAGCCAGUCCCACUCCACUUACCUCCCGUCCAGGCACUCUGCUCCCCGGGCAGUUCCCCACCCACCCUCUCCUGGGGAAGUGGAUGUGGGGCGGGGACCCUCCUCCAGGAGGUGGGGCUUUGCCCCCACGUUCCAGCCCCAAGCCCUGCAUCCCGUGGCUGCAGGGGCUGGAGCGCUGGGUGCAUCCAGGCCGCAGCUGGGAUUUCCUCACAGGGUGACGGUCGCAUCAUCUCCCUGGGAGCUCUGGGGCCGUGCAGUCAGCUGGUGUGACCUGGUGCAGCUCCUUGGUACCCAGCAGAGCCGCUGGCCUCGGGCGCUGUGAGUAACAGAGCUGGGAAGGAACCCUGUCCCAUGUCACCGGGCGCAGGCCCCUCUCCCACAGGCCGCCCCGGGCUCUGUCCGUGGAGGCAACUCCCUGUCAAAGGGUCUGGAUUCUACCCGCGUAGCUCCCACUCCCUGCGGCUGGGCCUGGAAGCCAGGGCACAGCCAUUCCCAUAGGGGAAGGGGAAGAAGCUGUCUGGGUCUCAGGCACCUUUGUCAGGGCUCAUGGUGCCCAGGCCAGGAGCUGUGCUGCUCCAGCGACCUUCCCCGCCUCUCCCUGUCCUCCUGCCCAGCUGUGCGUGUCCCAGUGAAGCCAGCAGGAGGCACUGCUGGUAAUGGGAGUCUUUAUGGAAGGCCCCGGGUGGCAGAGGGUCUCUAUUUACAGGAGUUGUCACAGAACAGCAUCUAGUGCUGCCCAUCAGGGAUGCUCCGUUCUCACGCGUUGUCCUGCGCCGGAUACACGGGACCUGGACCACGCAAGUACGUUAUACUUUGGUGUGCUGCUGUGAAUCUCCAUUGCCUCCAAUUUAUGCAACUAAACGAACUGGCUGCCCCCCUCGGCGGGGAGACGGUGAGUGCAGGGGCUGGGCACCGACAUACCCCCUGCUUUCCUGACACCAAACAGCCCUUUGCAGGCAGACACUGCAGAAUAUGAGCCAAAAGGAGAGAUGUGUAUUCCCAUUGCAAAGCAGCAAUGGCUCCCCAAUGCAACAGGACUCUGGCUGUGGUGGGGGCUGAGCGGGCCUGGCAGUGGGUGCUGGGAGACCCUGGA